CACAUUAUAUUACUGAACACUGAACAGCAUCAAGAGCAAACAGCUCUCGUUCGUAAAAAAGUGGAGUGCUAAGUUCCUGAAAGUGCGUGUGUGAUCCUCCAUUCAAGAAAAGAAGGAAGUGCGGAGAACGAUUUUCAUCUAGGAAGAAACAGAAAGUGAUAAACUUAAAUCUAAUCAAAGAUGGCAGCCACCAAGGCACCAGCAGUCGGUAUUGAUUUGGGUACCACCUACAGUUGCGUGGGUGUGUUCCAGCAUGGCAAGGUUGAAAUCAUUGCCAACGACCAGGGUAACCGGACGACCCCGUCCUACGUGGCGUUCACCGAUACAGAGCGUCUGAUCGGAGAUGCCGCCAAGAACCAGGUCGCCAUGAACCCCGUCAACACCAUCUUCGAUGCCAAGCGUCUGAUUGGUCGCAAGUUCGAUGACCCAGCCUGCCAGUCUGACAUGAAGCACUGGCCGUUCGAAGUCGUCUCGGUCGAAGGCAAACCAAAGAUUCAGGUUGAAUACAAGGGUGAGACCAAAAACUUCUUCCCAGAAGAAAUCAGUUCCAUGGUGCUGACCAAGAUGAAGGAAACCGCCGAAGCCUAUCUGGGCAAGACGGUGUCCAACGCCGUGGUGACAGUGCCUGCUUACUUCAAUGAUUCGCAGCGUCAGGCCACCAAGGAUGCCGGUACCAUCUCCGGACUGAAUGUGUUGCGUAUCAUCAACGAACCGACCGCCGCCGCUAUUGCCUAUGGUCUGGACAAGAAGACCGCUGGCGAGCGCAAUGUGCUCAUCUUCGAUCUUGGUGGCGGUACCUUCGAUGUGUCUAUUCUGUCCAUCGACGAUGGUAUCUUCGAGGUCAAGUCCACCGCCGGUGACACCCAUCUGGGUGGUGAGGACUUUGACAACCGAUUGGUGAAUCACUUCGCCCAGGAAUUCAAGCGCAAGCACAAGAAGGAUCUGUCGACGAACAAGCGUGCCCUGCGUCGUCUUCGCACAGCAUGCGAACGCGCGAAGCGUACGCUGUCCUCGUCGACCCAGGCCAGCAUCGAGAUUGACUCGCUGUUCGAGGGUACCGACUUCUACACCUCGAUCACCCGUGCCCGUUUCGAGGAACUGAACGCCGAUCUGUUCCGUUCCACGAUGGAACCCGUCGAGAAGGCCAUCCGUGAUGCCAAGAUGGACAAGUCCACCAUCCACGACAUUGUCCUCGUCGGUGGAUCCACCCGUAUCCCGAAGGUCCAGAAGUUGCUCCAGGACUUCUUCAACGGUAAGGAACUGAACAAGUCGAUCAAUCCCGAUGAAGCCGUCGCCUAUGGCGCCGCUGUUCAGGCCGCCAUUCUGCACGGAGACAAGUCCGAGGAAGUGCAGGAUCUGCUGUUGCUUGACGUUACUCCACUGUCGCUUGGUAUCGAAACUGCCGGAGGUGUCAUGAGCGUUCUGAUCAAGCGCAAUACCACCAUCCCCACCAAGCAAACCCAAACCUUCACCACCUACUCGGACAACCAACCCGGUGUACUGAUCCAGGUCUUCGAAGGUGAACGUGCCAUGACCAAGGACAACAACCUGCUCGGCAAGUUCGAACUGUCCGGAAUCCCACCAGCUCCCCGCGGUGUCCCUCAGAUUGAGGUCACCUUCGACAUCGAUGCCAACGGUAUCCUGAACGUUACGGCCCUCGAGAAGUCUACCAACAAGGAAAACAAGAUCACCAUCACCAACGACAAGGGCCGUCUCAGCAAGGAGGACAUCGAGCGUAUGGUCAACGAAGCCGAGAAGUACCGCAACGAGGACGAAAAGCAGAAGGAAACCAUCUCCGCAAAGAACGCUCUGGAGUCGUACUGCUUCAACAUGAAGGCUACCAUGGAGGACGACAAGCUGAAGGACAAGAUCACCGACAGCGACAAGACUCUCAUCAUGGACAAGUGCAACGACACCAUCAAGUGGCUCGAUGCCAACCAGCUGGCCGACAAGGAAGAGUACGAACACCGCCAGAAGGAGCUGGAAUCCGUCUGCAACCCCAUCAUCUCCAAGCUAUACCAGGGUGCCGGUGGUGCUCCAGGAGGCAUGCCCGGAUUCCCAGGUGGUGCUCCAGGAGCCCCUGGUGCCGGUGCUACUCCAGGAGCCGGUACCGGUUCCGGACCAACCAUCGAGGAAGUCGACUAAACCAUUCGACCUCGUCAACAACAUCAAUAACAGCAGCAGCAGCAGGUGGCUGAAUUCUUAACUUGGCGAGAUUCAAUUCCGAUUCAAAACCAGUAUUGUUGUUACUGAUUAUAAAAGAACAGUUUUAACUUAUUAACCAGAAAUCAUUCCGCGCUAUUUGCAACAAGCAAUCGAAUUGAAUUUUGUUUUUGUUAGUUUAGAUUUUUUCCUCCCUUUCUACCUAGUUUAAAACGCGUAAAUGUCAGGAAGCGAAGCAAUCGAAUACUUGAAAUAGAUCCGGCUUUUAUUGCAGACAGGGAAAAACACAAGAAUAGCUAAGAACCAAAAAGACGUAUUCUCAAACCGGAAAGAUGGAUCAAAAUAAACACACGAAAACGAGUUAAGAAUCUUAAA
Ochlerotatus camptorhynchus is the source of this 2538-nucleotide messenger RNA. Its product is annotated as heat shock 70 kDa protein cognate 4. Lineage: Eukaryota; Metazoa; Arthropoda; Insecta; Diptera; Culicidae. The transcript has 2 exons. The record is from RefSeq and is a predicted model, not a curated record. Gene Ontology annotation, cellular component: nucleus; cytosol; cytoplasm. Bases 181 to 2145 code for a protein of 654 amino acids. Gene Ontology annotation, molecular function: ATP binding; ATP-dependent protein folding chaperone.